AUGGGGGCAUGGAAGGGCUGGGGUGCAACUAACAACAACAACGUGCCCUGUUCCCUGCAAGAGGUCAUGAAUGAGCAGUUGGCUGUUCAGUUGCAGGCAGAAGAUAUGAAGCAUGCCCUGAUUAAUGGUGGAGGAGGAGGUGCGAGUAAUGAAAACGACACAUCGAACGAUCUACUCAUUGCAUCCCUUCUUCAGCAAGAAUUUGAUGAGAGCCACGAUAAGCAACUGAGGAGGGAGCAGGAUAAAUGGAAUGGACAGAGCAAAGUGAAGUUAUCAUUCGACAACCAUCGAACUGUCCAUCCAGCCUUAAGAGAUGAAACAGAUUUCGAUGAGAGUUGUUUUUCCGUCUUCUCCAAUGCAGACACCACACCUCAGUUCAACAAGUUUGGGAUAUCUGGCAAGGGGAAGAACAUAAUAACUAAACAUGAUCCAAUCAUAUGUGCUAGGAAAAAUGCUAGCAAGAUUGUGGAAAAUUUCCCUCCAGAACUGGAGACAGGAGAUGGCACGGAUUUCGACAUGAGACUGCCUAACAAUGUCUACAAUAGAUUGAAAGUGCAGUCGAUGAUUGAAAUAAAGAGAACCAAUAGAUACCAUGAGAAGAAGGAACAUUCUACACAAUUAUCGGCCCUGGACAUGAAGACUAAAGUCCUCCUGUACAAAAUGCAACAAAGUGGACUUUGGAACUCUUUGAAUGGAGUUAUAAGUACUGGAAAGGAAUCCAUUGUAUUUCAUGCUAGUGGUGGAAGGUACUUGUAUUGUAUUUGUGUUGUAUUGAUUAUGAUAAUAAGGCUAUUGUCAUUAUUAUUCAGAUGUGACUACGUGAAGGGUGAUUUGAGAUUUUUUAAAGAUGAAUUCAAGAAGCAGAACCCAAGAAAGAUCAUGAAGAUAUGGGCUGAGAAGGAGGAACUUAAUUUGAAAAGAAUGCAGCGUUUCAACCUGCCAUGCCCUGAGCCACUUGCCCUAAAAAAACACAUCCUGGUUAUGACGUUUAUUGGUGAGAGCCAGGUGGCAGCACCCAAGCUCAGUGAGGCCCCACUCUCUUUGGAGCAAUACCACGAUGCUUACAGCCAGUGUGUUGAUAUACUAACGAGAAUGUACAAGGAAUGCAAGCUAGUACACGCAGACUUCAGCGAAUUCAACACACUGUGGCACCGUGGUGUUGUUUACGUCAUCGAUGUAGCACAGUCAGUUGAUCACAUGCACCAGAAGGCGCUCGAGUUCCUCAUCCGAGAUUGUCAAAAUCUUACUAAGUUCUACACAAAGCGUGGAGUGGCGGAUGUCUUAACAUGGCAAGAACUCUUCAAUAACAUCACCGACUUGAACAUAACUGGAGACGGCAUGGAUUUCAUUGCUCAGGUUGGUACUUUUAUGAUACUACGAUCUUGA
Molecule: messenger RNA, 1386 nt
Organism: Helobdella robusta
Lineage: Eukaryota; Metazoa; Annelida; Clitellata; Rhynchobdellida; Glossiphoniidae
Exons: 11
Coding region: 1-1386 (461 amino acids)
Biological process (GO): maturation of SSU-rRNA; protein phosphorylation
Cellular component (GO): preribosome, small subunit precursor; cytosol
Molecular function (GO): protein serine/threonine kinase activity; ATP binding
Source: RefSeq, a predicted model, not a curated record